UGAAGCUGGAGGGCUUUUGGAUGACUGCCUUGCAGCUUUCAGAGAGGGCAGCGGAGGCUGCGUAUCAGUCAGGUGCAGAUCUGGCUUCUGUGACAGCCUACAACCACAUUCAGCUGGUGAAAACACAUGUGCAAGAGGUACGGCAGCUAUCGCAGAAGGCAGAGACCAAAUUAGCCGAAGUGCAAACAGAGGAGCUCAUUAAAAUGAAGGGAGAGGAAGGAUCGCAACUCUCAGAAAGCAGCAGAGAUGAUGAGCCUUAUCUGAGGGAGGACUGAAAAAAAGCAAGCGUCACCGUGGAGUACUGGAUGGUGUCCUGCGGAUUCGAGCAUCCCGAACUUUCAUGCUUUAAACUAGAUGUUGGAUAAUGAAGAGACGUUCUCCGUUUUAUAUUUAGCAGUAGUGUUUCCAGUGAUUUUGCUUUAUGAAGCGAGCCAGUUCCAGCUAGCUGAAGUUUCUGUUUUGUAAUUUAUCUUGAUAAUUAUGGGCACAGAUAAUCUAUUUUUAUUUAAGUGUUCCACUGUGCAAAUGUGAAGUUACCCUUAAAGUUAACAUGUUGCUGGGUGCUUGAAUCUGUGAAUGUGAGGGCCUAAUUCAGGUGACUUAGCCUUAGACAGUGGGACUGCCCACUUAUUAAUUGCAGACUUCAGCGAAAGAUGUAGCUCAAAUUUAAUUACUUCUCGCCUGUAAAAUCUCAUCAUUAAAUACCUGAGCACCACAGGAGGCAUUUCAUUUCCAGAAUGGUUACCCAAACAGACACUUUCUCACUUGUUUUACAUCCUGGUUUUCUAGUUAUCUGGACUCUGACAAAUCAUAGCAGACCUCUUUCCCCUUCAAGCCUCUUAAUAAAAAAAGUCAAGAUACCAAAGUCUAAACUGCCCUUAAUUAUAGCCAAGGGGAUGCCGAAGAGAGUGCUUGGAUUCAGGGACACAUGGGAUUGCCACUCCUCGGGAGAAUACAACAACUACAGCGGUGUGCACUCAGACUUACAGUACACUACUAGGCAGAUGCAAUACUUGUGAUUCACAGAGAAGCAGCUGUUAGCAAAGUUGCUGAUCCACGCUACCUACAAACAGAAAGCGUGUGGCAAUUGCCUGCUUAAUAAAGAAGUGUUUGAAGGCAGAGGCCCCACAAGCAGCUGCAGCCAUUGUGCGGUAUCCGACGGCAGAACGCUGCGUUCAGGACUGGGAGCUUUCCAAAAACCCAGGAAAGUCAUAUUUUCUCUUUGGCAGCAGCGGUUACACUACAGACCAGGAUGUUAAACUCCAUGUGAACAUUUUACUACAGUCAUUUCUUACUGUAGCUUCUGCUGACUUCAUGUUUCUGUAUGAUCUUAUUUCCCCAAAUUCUCUUGUGGUUUUGAUAUUUUAUUGUUGACCUAAUAAACCCAGCAUAAGUCUAACCCAUCGCUCCACAGCAACAGGUUUUCAGCAACUCA
Alligator sinensis (Chinese alligator) is the source of this 1435-nucleotide messenger RNA. It is a transcript of the gene DIABLO, whose product is annotated as diablo IAP-binding mitochondrial protein. NCBI's taxonomy places the organism in Eukaryota, Metazoa, Chordata, Crocodylia, Alligatoridae. Gene Ontology annotation, cellular component: mitochondrion. Bases 21 to 275 code for a protein of 84 amino acids. Gene Ontology annotation, biological process: neuron apoptotic process; intrinsic apoptotic signaling pathway in response to oxidative stress. The record is from RefSeq and is a predicted model, not a curated record. The transcript has 2 exons.